UGGCGCUGCGCUUGUAUGGACCGUAACGAAAAACACGUUUAUGAAACACCAAUUCCCCUCUUGUUUAGCACAUUCUUCUCACAUCGCGCCGGGAAAUAGUCACUGCGUUGUAUGCUUUAACAGCUUUAUUCGUUGUACUUAGACUGGUGUCAGUGUCCGUUAUGGCCGCGCAAGUCGGAGUGAAUAUCCAAGAGAAGGUCAGCCGGCUGCUGAACAGACAGAAUGGAAAACCCGUUUUAAAACCCAACAAGCCGCUGAUACUGAAUGACACGGUGGCCAACCGCAAAAUGAAGAAAGGAGAGGCCACAUGUAUCACAGAGCUGAAUCUCAUGAUGGCCUGUUGGAAACAGAACAACUUUGUGGACCAGCUGUGCUCCAAUGAAAUGCAGACAUUCUACACGUGUGUUCAGAAGGCUCAGGCUAAAAUGAAGGACAAAUCAGAGCACGGUGGUCCCCAGAAAGGCCGUUUUCCCUCCAAGCAAGCUACAUCCCUGUUGAAGAGGUUUCCAAAUUUGCAUACUGAAGUCUAGGAUCUUGCUUUUCCUGAUGCUCAGGACCCAUAGACUUCCUCUGUGGUUUAAGCAAAGACUUGUGCAGCACUUGUGGUGUUAAAUGGAGUUUGUGCCAGUUAUUUGGCACCAUGUAGAGCGUUACCUUUAGAUGGGAUGAACAGACAGAUUUUUUUUUCUUCGUUCUUAGAUGUAUACUUCACUGCUUUUCAUCAUUCUCAUACAUCUCAUGUAAAUGUCAUCUUUUCUUUUCAUAAUAAACCAGGUGUCAUGGUCUGAAAUAUAAUGUCGGCCAGUACUUGCAUCCUAAUUGGCUCUGUUGAAAAAUAACUCCAGAUCUGAUUUCAGGGUUUCAGUGACUGAUCAGGGGUCCAGAGAUGAUGCUGUUGUAAUGGAAUAGAAGUUAUCUUUUAUCUUAAUGGUCCCUCAUUUGAACCUUCCCAUUUUAAGUGGAUGCAUUCAUACCUCCCGGGUUUCCAGUAGGUCAUUAUUUGAAACUGAUGGUGAAAAGAGCUAUGUAUAAUAUUUUAGUUUUCCUGAAGCAUAAUGACUAGAAAAUAUCUUAAUAUGACCUGUA
Molecule: messenger RNA, 1086 nt
Organism: Lampris incognitus (smalleye Pacific opah)
Lineage: Eukaryota; Metazoa; Chordata; Actinopteri; Lampriformes; Lampridae
Gene: chchd1
Product: coiled-coil-helix-coiled-coil-helix domain containing 1
Exons: 3
Coding region: 162-530 (122 amino acids)
Biological process (GO): mitochondrial translation
Cellular component (GO): mitochondrion; nucleoplasm; mitochondrial ribosome
Molecular function (GO): RNA binding
Source: RefSeq, a predicted model, not a curated record